AUGUCCGACAAGUUGGUCGAGUCCGUGGAGGACGACAGCUCUGUCACGAUGCUAGACGUUCUCCAGGUGGAAAGUCAGCUCGAAGAGGACGCGUACGCCGUUCUAGGUGCAUCCGACGACCAAAAUUGUACUUACAACAAGGGAUACAUGAGGCAAGCCUUGUACGCGUGCAAAACGUGCUGCUCAGAUAAAAUCCGAGCUGCCGUUUGUUUGGCGUGCAGUUUUCAUUGUCACGAGGGUCAUGAACUUGUGGAGCUGUAUACAAAGCGACACUUUAGGUGCGACUGUGGAAAUACCAAGUUUAAUGGCAAACAAUGUAAUCUGGAGAAGAUGAAAUCUGCAACCAAUACUGAGAAUAAAUACAAUCAGAAUUUUGAUGGUGUUUAUUGUACCUGCGCGAGACCAUAUCCUGAUCCAGAAGGUGAUGAGGAUGACAUGCUGCAGUGUAUAAUAUGCGAGGAUUGGUAUCACUUGAAACAUCUAGAAUGUGACAACAGCGCACCAGUAGAUAACUCGUACGAUGAGAUGAUCUGUGCAGGCUGUAUGAGGAAAUACAACUUUCUGUGGAAAUAUGCAACAAAAUAUGCAGUUCUAAAGAAAGCGGAUGCAAAAUCAGAUGUAUCUGAGAAAAAUGAAGAGAUAGACGUCAGUGAGUUGCCGAAAGGAUGUCAAAUGCCAAAACUUGGCUGUGUGGAUCCUAAGGGGAGCUGUUUUUGGAUAGAAGGUUGGAGAACUGCGUUGUGUACCUGCGAAGAAUGCAAAUCUUUGUAUAAUGCAAAAGACAUUGCAUUUUUACUUGAUCCAAAAGACAGUGUACAAGCAUAUGAGGAAGCAGGCAAAAUGAAUAAACAGGAAUCUCAAUAUGAAAAAGGCAUGAAGGCUCUUGCUAGCAUGGGACACGUACAAAAGUUGACAGCGAUUGAAGAAUACAAUAAUAUGAAAGAACGACUUAUGCAGUAUCUACAGAAGUUUGCUGAAAACAAAAAGGUCGUACGCGAAGAAGAUAUUAAGGAGUUCUUUUCAGAAAUGGAAUCCAGAAAACGUCCUAAAGUGACAGUGCCAACAUAUUGUCGUUGAAAACUUGUACUUCACCCCCGUAGCUAACAAUGAUCCAAAUAAAAAUAAGCAUUUUAUUACGUUUUUAUGGCAGGUUCGUAUAUCUUAAUUUUCAAGAUUUUUAUAUUUAAUGUUUUGGUAUACGUUAUUGCAUAUAUAUUGGAGAGUCAAUAAAAAAAUUUUCAUAUAUAAUUACAAAAGGGUAAAAGAGAUAUGUAAAAAGAUUGUAAUUUGCUGAUAUAAAAUUAUAAAUACAUGUCGAGGAAGAGUAUUAAUUAAAAAAAAAAUAUUUGCUAUUUCUUUGUACGUAAGAUAUUUAAUCUCCAAUUCUAUUUAUGAAUAAAUUUUUAUUGAAAGAUA
Messenger RNA from Solenopsis invicta (red fire ant), 1416 nucleotides. Its product is annotated as putative E3 ubiquitin-protein ligase UBR7. The record is from RefSeq and is a predicted model, not a curated record. Gene Ontology annotation, cellular component: cytoplasm. Bases 1 to 1077 code for a protein of 358 amino acids. Lineage: Eukaryota; Metazoa; Arthropoda; Insecta; Hymenoptera; Formicidae. Gene Ontology annotation, molecular function: zinc ion binding; ubiquitin protein ligase activity. The transcript has 7 exons.